This is a messenger RNA of Geodia barretti, 1035 nucleotides long. The record is from the annotation of a GenBank genome assembly. Lineage: Eukaryota; Metazoa; Porifera; Demospongiae; Tetractinellida; Geodiidae.
CUGCCCGAACGGGAAGUGGAUGCCAUCCUGGUUUCCGGGUCGGAAAACCGGCGUUAUCUGUCGGGGUUUUCAGGCUCGGCAGGCUACCUGUUCAUCACCGGCGAACGGGCCCACUUGGCCACCGACUUCCGGUAUACCGAGCAGGCUACCGCCCAGGCUGAGUACUUCAAUGUCGAGCAGGUUCGGGUCGGUUGGGACUGGCUUCUGGCCCAGCUAAGAGAAUCGGGAGCCAAGCGGUUGGGGUUCGAGAGCCAGUCAAUGACGGUGGCGACCUACAACAGCCUGAACAAGGCCAUCAGCGAGGAUUCGGACCUUUCCGGCGUACUCCUCGUGCCCUUCUCCGACCUGACCGAUGACCAGCGCAGCUUCAAGGAUUCCGAUGAGCUGGUACUGCUGCAACGGGCCAUCGACGCCUCGGACCUGGCGAUGGAAGAGGUAUGCCCCACUAUCGCAGAAGGCAUGACCGAGCGGGAAGUGGCGUGGCGGAUGGAGAUGGCCAUGCGGGACGCCGGAGCCGAUGGUAUCAGCUUCGACACCAUCGUGGCCGCCGGACCCAAUGGGGCCAUGGCCCACCACAUGCCAACUGACCACAUCAUCAAGCGCGGUGAACCCAUCGUCAUCGACAUGGGCGCCAAGGUCGGCGGCUACUGCUCCGACAUUACCCGCACUGUGGUUGUGGGCGAGCCGGACGAGAUGUUCCACAAGAUUUACAACAUCGUUCUUGACGCGCAGCUUACGGCGAUCAAGGACGUGAAGAUCGGCAUGAACGGGGAGGAGGCGGACAAGUUGGCCCGAGACGUCAUAUCCGACGCCGGGUACGGUGACAACUUUGGCCACAGCCUUGGGCACGGCGUGGGCUUGGCGGUCCACGAAAUCCCGAGGGUCAGUCCGCGUUCCACCGACCCGCUGGACGUGAAUUCCGUGUUCACCGUAGAGCCGGGCAUUUACCUCUCCGGCUGGGGCGGCGUGCGUAUCGAGGACAUCGUCAUCCUCGGAGACAGCGGCGCCAUCCCUCUGAGCAAGGCAUCCAAGUAA